CUCGCUUUGGAGAACUGAAGCGUCUCCUGUGCUGCUGCUUUCGGUUUGAAGAGGUUCUGGUGACUGUGAGGGUUGAAAAAGAGUGCAGCAGCCGGACGUCUGGAGGCAUGAGUGACAUGUGUUUGCCCCUCCUCUCCGAGCUGCUGAGCGCUGCUGAGUUUGAGACGCAACAGCCCGGAGAGCGCAGCAGCGACUUUACCGCUGCAACUUUGAUGACAGAGGUUUUCGGAGCCGUCGAUGGAGCGCGUUUGAAGAGUCUUGCUGGUGAAGACGAGGGGGAUCGAGUCUCGACCUGCGCUUCCCCUUCUGCCAGUCGGGAUCAAAAAAUGAAAUUUCUGGUUUGUGCGCUGGCGGUGGCCUUGGCGGUGGGAUCUGCGCACGGAGGCACCAAAUUUGACGAGCCAUGUGCAGGUCUAGACUGCAGUGGAGGCUGUAGGUGCAACCCGGAGAAAGGCAGCAGGGGUCGUCCUGGGCCUCUUGGUGAGGUCGGUCAGAGUGGACCUGAGGGGCCACGUGGGGGUCCGGGGCCUUCAGGGCCCAAAGGAGAGAAGGGCCACAUUGGAGUAAAAGGACCGUCCGGGCCCAAAGGAGACAAAGGGCCAAUGGGGGUGCCCGGAUUUCAAGGAAAUGAUGGAGUACCUGGUCACCCAGGUCAGGAGGGCAGCCGAGGACCGCCGGGCCUGGAUGGCUGUAACGGGACCAGAGGGGAACCUGGAGCUCCGGGCUUCGGGACCGGAGCGCCGGGCUUCCCUGGACCCACUGGACCAACUGGGCCGAAGGGUCAGAAAGGAGAGGCUCGAUUUAUCUCCGAUGGCAACAGCAUCUCAGGUUUACCAGGUUUACCAGGAGCUGACGGUCAACCUGGUAUCAGAGGUCCUGAUGGUCCGCCUGGUUUCUCAGGUCCCAGAGGCCCUGAAGGUUACUCUGGCCCACCUGGUCCUCCUGGUCCUCCAGGGCUGAUGGGGAGCCGUAGUGACGGAUAUCAAGGAGAGAAAGGAGACAAGGGCGACGUGGGUCUUCCCGGACCCAGUGGUACUCCCGGUGACGGGUCGCUAAGUGGCGAACAAACGCUCACUAUCUACAAAGGAAAUAAGGGUGAACCGGGUCCAAAGGGAGUCCGAGGAGUCCCAGGAAGUCCAGGUCGACCAGGACCUUUCGGUUAUCGUGGUGAAUAUGGAGAGAAGGGCAUCCCUGGAUACCCCGGGGCAAGAGGUCCUCCAGGGUUUAACGGACCUCAGGGUGCUCCAGGACAGCGGGGAUUCACAGGGAAUCCAGGAUUCCCCGGUCAGCCAGGAUACAUCGGACCCAAGGGAGACCAGGGAGAACCAGGACUCCCAGGGCCUCCAGCCUACGUCAACAAUCUGGGCACCUCUGUUCAAGGACCUCCAGGUGACUCAGGUCUUGGUGGCCUCCCAGGCAUUCCUGGUGAGCAGGGAGCUCCAGGAUUUGCAGGACCUCCAGGCCAGCCAGGAGUAGGUGGCGUCUUCUCAGGUCGUCCCGGAUCCCCAGGUUUUCCUGGGACCCUGGGCCCAAAAGGAGAGAAGGGCAGCCCCGGAGCACCGGCCUACGGUGUUGAAGGACUUCCAGGCUCCCCUGGACUCCCGGGACCCGUUGGCCCUCCUGGACCUCAGGGCGUCUCUGGUUCUCCUGAAGGCUCAGCCACUAGUUUCCCUGGACUGCCUGGAACCCCUGGCCCCAGAGGAGAGCCGGGUAACACGGGAUUCAAAGGCUUCAGAGGUGACCCCGGUGACUGUGGCUGUCUCGGAGGAGGCGCCCCGGGGUUGCCUGGGUUACCUGGAGUUCCAGGAGCCAACGGCAGCCCCGGAUUCCCUGGACGAAAGGGUGAACCUGGCGACGGUGGUUCUCCUGGUUUGAAUGGCGUUCCAGGAUCUACUGGACGUGCUGGUGAGAGGGGCAGCUUUGGUCGUAAAGGAGAGAAGGGGGCUUCGUACUACCCCAGCCUGGGUCUGGGGGUGAAAGGAGAGCUGGGAGCUCCUGGACCCAGAGGACCUACAGGUGAAACAGGAAAACCUGGCAGGGAUGGACUACCUGGCUUCCCAGGAGCCCCUGGCCCUCCAGGCGAUGCUGGCUUCGGCACAGUUGGAGAGAAAGGAUUCCCAGGAUUCCCGGGUUCUAAGGGACGCCCCGGUGGCCCUGGUGAGCCCGGCAUCGGCUACGCCGGGACCCCCGGCUUCCGUGGAGAGGCUGGAGACCCUGGCAUACCAGGGUUGCCAGGGCAGCCAGGUUUGCCUGGACCAAGAGGUGAAAACAGCUGUGGAGGGGUUAAUGACGCCGGAGAGGGAACGGGCCAAGUGCUGCCUUGUGUCUUUCCUGGUGAGGAUGGAGACCCCGGUGUGCCUGGUAUACCUGGACGACCAGGCCCUAAAGGUGAACCAGGUUUCCCAGGAGGUUCUGGACGUCGAGGGUUCGAUGGUGCCAAAGGAGAGAGAGGAGAUCCUGGUUUUGGAGGUCAACCUGGACCACAAGGUUUCCCUGGACCAAGAGGGGACGCUGGAGCUCCAGGUGUUCCAGGACAGAGCUUCAAUGGCGACAGGGGGAAGGACGGCGGUCCAGGGCGUCCUGGAGGCAAAGGCCAGCCUGGGGAGGUUCUGGGAGCUACGCCUGGAGCUCCAGGACGGGACGGUUUACCUGGAAUCCCUGGAGACAAGGGUCUACCUGGGACACCGGGAGGACCUGGAUCACCUGGUUUUGAUGCUCGUUCUGGUGUUCCUGGGCUGAAGGGGGAACGUGGCGUCGACGGUCUGCCUGGUAUUUCUGGACUUCCUGGACCUCCUGGUGAUCCGACUGGUGGCAUCACUGGUCGGCCCGGAGCUCCCGGUGCAAAGGGACUGAGCGGACCUCCAGGCUGCCAAGGUUUCCCCGGUCGUAAAGGAGACAGAGGAGACCCAGGUUUCCCAGGGCCUGCUGGAAUGAAAGGAACCCCAGGACUGCCUGGCACUCCUGGGUCACCAGGGCUGAGGGGAGCCCCCGGACCUCCAGGACCAGGAACUAGAGAGGGAAUCCCAGGAAUCCCAGGAACUAAAGGUGAAAGAGGUUUUUCAGGAGUAAUGGGUUUCCCUGGACUACCAGGUCGCCCUGGGUCUCCAGGAUUUCCUGGAGGUAAAGGGUUUUCUGGAGGCCCUGGAAGAGAUGGAUUUCCAGGUGGACCUGGAUUCCCUGGACAGAAAGGUGAGAGAGGAUACCCCGGCCUUCCAGGCCUGCCUGGUAUUCCUCGUCAAUCAGAGCUGGUGGAGAAAGGAGACUCUGGAUACCCUGGAAGCAGCGGCCUUCCUGGCUUCCCUGGACCCAGAGGUGACAAAGGUCUGCCGGGUCUACCUGGACGUCAGGGUCUGCCUGGACUUCCCGGCUUUGCUGAACAGAGUAAAGGACAGCCAGGACAGCCCGGGUUCCCUGGGCAACCCGGAGCUCCAGGCUUUCCUGGACCGAAGGGAGAAGCUGGAAUCAUGGGAUUCCCUGGCAUGUCGGGACCACGGGGUGAUGAUGGUGCAUCUGGUUUCCCUGGCAACCCUGGAGAGUCUGGUCGACCUGGUGGCAAAGGUCUACCUGGAGAGUCUUAUGGUUAUCCUGGAGGGCCAGGAGCGAAAGGCCAGCCAGGAGAUUCAGGCUUCCCAGGUGGUCGUGCCAAUGAUGGCCCUGGUGACAACGGCUUUCCAGGAAGUCCAGGCUUCCCUGGGCAGGGUGGUCCAGGUGAAGGAGGAAGGCCUGGAAUAAUGGGUAACCCUGGUUUCCCUGGACCAAAGGGUAUGCCUGGAUUCCCAGGAAGAAGAGGGCCAGAUGGGACUCCUGGUCUGCCUGGAGGUCCUGGAGGUCCAGGAUCCAAAGGUUUGCCUGUCCCUGGUUUAGACGGACUUAAUGGCCUUGCUGGACCUAAAGGCCUCACUGGAACUCCAGGUACAGACCUCUUGCAGGAGGUCCGCCCUGGUGCCCCUGGUAUUCCAGGUGCAAAGGGAGAAAGAGGUGUCUCCAAUCCUGGAGGUCCAGGAUUUUCUGGAUCAAAAGGAGGGAGAGGAGAGCCAGGUGUUUCUGGACUCCCUGGGUUCCCUGGUCGGCCUGGACUUCCUGGUGCAGUUAUUGGAUCAGACAUCCCUGGCCCUCUGGGAGACCCGCUUCCUGGAUUGGAUGGAGAAUAUGGUUUCCAAGGUCCUCCAGCGUCCUCCGGGCCGCCUGGUCCUGGAAGCCAGGGAGACAGAGGUGACUCAGGGCUGCCUGGAUUCCCAGCUCCCCCGGGCAGAAAGGGAGAAUCAGGACUUCCUGGAGGCCCCGGACUUCCCGGGAGCCCUGGUUUCAAAGGAGAGCGCGGUGACACUGGCUUCAGCGGAGGUCCUGGUCUCAAAGGCUUCUCUGGUGACCCUGGUUACUUUGGAGGCAAAGGCCCAAAGGGAUUACGAGGGCCUCCUGGUCGGAAGGGCUUCCCUGGAAUCAAUGUUGCCACCAGAAGAUUUCCGCCGCCCCUUCGGAGACCAGGGUUUCCCCGGCGAAAGUGGGAACCCCUGGUAUUCCUGGAGAACCCGGUCAGCCUGGCAUGCCCCGGACGUCCCGGUCCUAACAGGUCGUCUGGUGGAGUCGGUAAACUUGGCAGGACCGGAGCGCCCGGUCUGCCUGGACUCGUCGGUGAUGGUGGACCUCCUGGCUUCCCUGGACUCACUGGAGAGCAAGGUCACCCUGGUAACGUCGGUCGUCCCGGCACUCCUGACAGCGUCGGCCGCAGUUUCAGCAUAGGCUUCACUCUGGUGAAGCACAGCCAGAACUCCCAGCCUCCCAUGUGUCCUCAGGGCAUGAGCAAACUGUGGGAAGGAUACAGUCUGCUGUGUGAAGGGCAGGAGAAGGCACACAACCAGGAUCUUGGUCAGCCAGGGUCCUGUCUCCCCAAGUUCAACACCAUCCCCUUCCUCUACUGCUCCCCCAACGAGAUCUGCUACUAUGCCAGCCGCAACGACAAAUCCUACUGGCUUUCCACAACCGCACCCAUACCCAUGAUGCCCGUUGCCGAGGAGCAGAUACAGCCAUACAUCAGCAGGUGCUCAGUGUGUGAGGCUCCAUCUCAGGCUGUGGCUGUCCACAGUCAGGACAUGACCAUUCCCAACUGUCCCCCCGGCUGGAGGAGUCUCUGGAUAGGAUACUCCUUCCUCAUGCACACAGCAGCCGGUGCGAGGGCGGCGGUUCAAUCCCUGGUGUCGCCUGGCUCCUGCCUGGAGGAUUUCCGCGCGACUCCGUUCAUUGAGUGCAACGGGGCCAAGGGCACCUGCCACUACUUUGCCAACAAGUACAGCUUCUGGCUCACCACCGUGGAUCCCAGCCAGGAGUUUCUUUACUCACCGGCGCAGGAGACCCUGAAGGGAGGCCAGGAGCGCUCCAAAGUCAGCCGCUGCCAAGUCUGCAGCAAGAUCUUGUAGUAGGCGGAGGUGGAGGGUAGAAGAGCGGAGGGAAACAUCAGGAGGUGAUACACUAACACUUCAAGAUGAAAAAUAAUAAGAACAGAAUAUGUGACUGACUGAAAAAUGAACCCCUGUCCUGCUUCACUGAGCAACACCGGCACCAUUUUCAGGGUUUUCUUUUAGUCCCCUUUAGGAAUGAAUGGCUUGUUUAAAAAAAAAAAAGAAGAAGCAGGAGGGAGGAAAUGGAAAGAGAAGGCUUCCGUGUGAUUGCUCUUCUCCAGAUCAUCACUGACAAUGGUGCUAUUGUUUAUGUCUGUUUUAGUUUUGUGUCUGUUUUCUCGUUUACGGUUUUUGGCGAGAAUCAUUCUCGGCUACCUCGGAGAGUGCCGCCCCUUUGGAAAGCACUGCACCCCUCACACAACAGGGCUGCUUCAGGUGAGCCAGUUCAGACAGCAGAGCCACAACUUUAAAGUCUGAAACAGCUGAAAGUGGUGCUUCAUAGGAUUUCCUGAACUGGUUUAACUGAAGCAGAUGUUAUUGAUUCCGGUUCAAACUUCCAUUUUUAGAGAAAUGGCCGCCUCUUCUUACACUUGAUGUUACAUUAAUCGCCAUGACAUCACUCUUUCUUGGCACACUGGUGGUUUCGCAUGUUUUCGUGAGUAACGACAGAAUUCUGAUUGACAUUCAUUUGAAAGGUUUGAAAAUCAAAUUGCUCAAGAUUGGAAAAAGUAUGAUAGUUAACAUUGAAUAGCACUGUAUUUUGUGAUUUAACAGACCACAGAAAGAGUAAGAAGCUACUGUUUUUCUGUGUAAACACUCUUAUUACAAAGAACUAUUUUAGCUGAGGUGUUGCUGUCUUGAAAUACAUUAUGUAUUUUGAGUCAAGAGCCUUUCUGCUCCUCAUAGACUGUAGACACUAAAGUGAAUUCUUUUGAACAGCCCAGCAGGGGGCAACUCCUCUGUGCAAAAGAAGUUUGCAAAGAAAUCUGUCUGAAAAUGACCCUGCAUUACACAUUUUCCGAAUGAAUUUAUGGCCUCAGUCACUAGUUUAAAUUUUUUUUCUUACAGCAUGAUGCUAAAUUUGUCAGUGAUGGUCCCGUUUAGAGGUAAAUGGACAAUAAUGCGGAAUGUGUUAUAGGGCAGAACUACCUUGUGAUUGACCAAUCAAAUCCAUCCCUCACUUAUCACGUUUCAAAAGACCAACAUUCCAGAUCAUAGGCUUCAAACCAGUAGUCCACAAACCAAUGGGUGACAUCCUUAUGGCUACACUGAUAUUCUAAAUACAAUUUAUUAUGCUUUCAAUCAAUGCAUAAUUAGCUUCAGAAAGCCAUUCAAUAUACAGUGGGAUUAAUAUUUAUGUCAUUAAAGCAUUUAACAGCUGCUUUUAAAUGCAAAAACUUUGCUUUUUCUUUGUCUCUGUUUACUCUUGAGUAAAUUUUAUUAGUUUGAUUAACUUACGAUUCUUUACGUGUUGAUUUUCAAUUAGAAAUGAGUGUAAACCACGAAUACUAGAACACUUUGAAGAACGCUCAGUAACCAUAUUAUCUAACCAUAAACAUGCAAAACUACCAGUGUGGUGCUUUAACUUUACUAUGCAUUUUUUCACGUACCUGUGACCUCUGCACAUUUCUUAAUGUGACUCUCUGGUGCUACAAUUCCCUGACAGUUGACUUGAAAAGCAACAUUUGAGAUCAAUUCUCACAUGCAAUAAGUAAACAAACAAAAAGGCAAGCCAGCACUUUUCCUCACACGAGCGUCACAAACAUUAAUAAGAAAUGACUGAUAUUGCACUGAUAUGAACUCACAUGUGUUAGAACAACAAACAAAGUCAAGUAAAGGGGCAUAUUUCUCCAUCUCCAUGAUCGCAGAUUUUUAUUGUAUUGUGACCAAGCUAGUAUUUCUUUUUUAAUCACCCUUCAUUCACUCAAAAUUUGCAGCAGGAAACAAAACACACCCUCUCUGAUAGAUUAUUUGCUGUACAUAGUGCUUCCUGUAUUUCCCAGCAAAACAUGUUAGAGCGAAGGUCUGUAACACUGUUAGCUCCUUAUUUUAGUUUGAUUUUUUUCACUCUUUUUUCACUGUCCUUGGAUAAGAAAGAGUUCAGUUUAAAAAAAAAAAAAAGACUUAAAUGUAGAUUUUUUUUUCAGCCAUAAAUGUGAUGAUAGAUAAGGAUUUUUCAAGACAAGAUUGGAUUUUUUUUUUAGGUUUGGUUUGGAGUGAAACUGGUGCAUCUAUGCUUAGACAGUGAAAGCUACUGUACAACCUGUAACCACUAUGACCACAGUGUAUAGCACAUCUCUCUGCUGGUAGCCCUGACUUUAUUACUAUGUCACAUUUUACCUUUUUAUUUUAUUUUUCUUUCUUUCUUCCUAUUUGGUCUGCAUUUGUUGUUUUGUAAUCUGGAUUGUAAUUAUUUUACGUAAGUCAUGAUUCUAUCCCCUGGUUUUAUUUACUGAGAUGGGAGGGACUGGGAAGAUAAUGAUGUGUACAUUGAAUUUUAAGGAAAAAAUAUGCUUUUAGGAUGUUUUUAUAUGGAAAGUAUAUUCACCGCUGAUGUUUUAACAGAUGUAACAGCAGUUUUAUUGUCUGUUUGGACUUAACCCCAUGUUCAGAACCAAAUGUUUAACGCAGCAACAUACUGUAAGUGCCUGGAGUGACAGAAAAGAAAUGCAGUUUUCCUCAAAGAGGAUCCAAAACAAAAAGUGAUAAUAACAUGUCUGUUACUGUAAUGUGUAUUUCUGUGCUCACACACUUUGGAAUAAAGUUUUAAAAUUUGCUCAGAAA
Acanthochromis polyacanthus (spiny chromis) is the source of this 8180-nucleotide messenger RNA. It is a transcript of the gene col4a6, whose product is annotated as collagen, type IV, alpha 6. Gene Ontology annotation, cellular component: basement membrane; collagen trimer. NCBI's taxonomy places the organism in Eukaryota, Metazoa, Chordata, Actinopteri, Pomacentridae. The record is from RefSeq and is a predicted model, not a curated record. Gene Ontology annotation, molecular function: extracellular matrix structural constituent.